This is a messenger RNA of Hypomesus transpacificus, 1373 nucleotides long. RefSeq lists its product as uncharacterized. NCBI's taxonomy places the organism in Eukaryota, Metazoa, Chordata, Actinopteri, Osmeriformes, Osmeridae. The record is from RefSeq and is a predicted model, not a curated record. Bases 90 to 899 code for a protein of 269 amino acids. The transcript is spliced from 5 exons.
GCCUAACUCUCGUUUUCAUUUUCAUGUCGAAACUCAAGAGCUAUUUGAAAUGUCAGUACCAUGUUAAAACCACAAGCUGUGAGUAAACGAUGGUCAUUAAAAGUAAGCCUACAUUGCAACUCUGUCAUCAACUAUGCAUCAUUCACUUAAUUAAAGCCCUUUGCUUUGAGCUUGCCCCCCAGUCUCACCUCAGGGUCUCACACAGUAUGGGUGUACUUGUUUACAUGCUCAUUUCUUUGUGUGCUGUCAGGCUCCACGUGUCGUUGUCAACAUCCAUCCCUGUCCAUCCAGCCAAGGAGGGUCAGAAUGUGAGUCUGCCCUGCAACCUGACCCUCCGCUCUGACACAGCCUGGUAUCUCCUCCGCUCAGAGGAACUGCAGCUCGUGAUGGCUGGCGAAAAGUUAUCCAGGUUAGACAAUGCGAGCAGUGCUAUUUACAAUAAAGACCCAGAGCGCUUCAAAGCAGUGAAGGAUUCGUCUGGAUUGAUCAGUAUUGAGAUCAUCUCGCUGAGAGAGACCGACCUUGGAUACUACUUCUGUGCUGGCCGCUCUCAUGAUGGAAGUAUGGUAUUCGGAAAGGGAAUUUGUCUGGUGUUUGAGGCCCAUGAGGGAGCAGGGCACAGGGAGUCCCCUCCAUGCUGGGUCCUUACGGCCUGUGUCGCCCCCGCCUCAGCCCUGCUCUCAGGCCUCGCUGUCUGGGUACUCUGUUUCCAGAAAGGCAGAUCCAUUUACUUGUGCAGUGGCUGUUUGAAGGGGGACACAAGUCUAAAGGAAAUGGGCUUGCACUAUGCUAGCCUAAAGCACACAGCCAAGCCCCGCCCCCCAACUCAAGGGAAGUUCCCAUUGGAGGGAGAUGUGACAUACUCAAUAGUGGGUUGCCAUGUCAACUCAAGCACUUAAUGAUGUCUUAUAUUAUGUUAUAGUAUAGUAAUAUUACAUACUGUACAAAGCACUGUCACAUAUUUGUCUAUAGUACCCAAUAGCUUUAUUUCUGUUUUGUAAAGUUUUCUCACACAGGACAGGACAGAAUUCUCUACAUAAAGGGCAGUAGAUCGUUCUUUUCUCAUCAACUUUUUAUUGCUGUAGGUAAACGAACCAGUUAAUCACACAUGCACACACAUGCUCUUCACUCAGUUGCACAGUCGAUGUACUUUUUAAGCUACGUUCUCUCAUCCCAGUUUCGUUUUGACUGGAAUAACUACGAUCUCUCUUUGCUUUUCUGUGGGCGCAUCGUCUUAUGCAGUGAAGACUGAAACUGCCCUCUUCAACUGAGUUGAUCCCGCUUAGCUCAGACUCUUCUGCAUAUAGCAUUUAAAGGUUGAUCCAAAAAUAGUUUGACUUCAAAUGCUUCUUAAUAAAUCUUAAAGCUGCAAA